AUUAAUCCACUUGUCUCCUCGGCGAAGGAAAAAAACAACAGAAAAAAAAGAAAAAGAAAAAAAGAGAGAGAGAUCUAAAGGGAGAGAGAGAAACAUAGAGCGAGUCACAGCGAAAUCGUCACCGAUCCAACGCGAACGAGUUAAAUGGAAGGAGUGGGGGCUCGACUCGGGCGGUCCUCCACUCGGUACGGACCAGCCACUGUGUUCACUGGACCGGUCAGGAAAUGGAAGAAGAAAUGGGUCCACGUUUCCCCUUCUAACACCGGCAACAGCUCCAACAAUAACAACAAUAAUCACUCUCAUAAUAAUCAGCAGACCACAAUCAACGGUACUUCUAACGGUAAUAACGUUUCCCAUCUCCUCCUUUUUAAAUGGACACCUUUAUCCCAAACCCAAACCAACAACAACGAUAAUGACAAUUCCUCUAAGGACGACGCCGUGGCGGCGCCCCAAGAGCCGCCAAGACGGAAGUUUAAAUACAUUCCGAUUGCUGUGCUAGAGGAACAGAGAAAGGAAGCUGAUGAAAACACCGAUGAUGAAUCUAAACUGAGCGAAGCUGACCCUAGUGCUGUAGAGCCAACUUCCAGGAAUGAUGGUCUUGAUGAAAAACCCGACAUUAAUGACAUACCUAUGGAUGAAAGUCAGGAGGAUAAUAAAAUAGUGCGACAAGAUCUGAACGAAAGCACAUUGGAUUUGAGCUUGGGUUAAACGGUUUGUGACUGUGAGUCUGAUUCGAAAACAAAUCGCAACGGACAGUUGGAAAGAGUAAAAUUUAUUAGUGGUCGAACAUGAAUGAGUAUAGCUUUGCAGGCUGUUUCAGCAAAUAGAUGCAGAUGGUAAGUAGACAUUAUUAUUAGUCUCCUCAUUUAUGGCAUAUUCCUUAGAGAUUCAAUUUUCCCUUCGGCCUUCAAACUUGCAGCCCCUUUGUCUUAAGCUAGAAGAAGACAGUGAAAUGUCUUGUCUUUGUAUUUUUAGUCUCUUAUAUUUGACACUCCAUUGAUGGGCUCUGAUUGCAACUUGUAUUGAUUUAAGAAACAGAACAAGCUAGUUUUUUUUGUUCUUUUGUUGGAUGUCCCAUUAAGUUGGUUCUCUCGACAGCUUUUUAAUGGAAAAUAUUUCAAGACAUUGUGUAUAA
Gossypium raimondii (Peruvian cotton) is the source of this 1135-nucleotide messenger RNA. RefSeq lists its product as uncharacterized. Bases 145 to 708 code for a protein of 187 amino acids. The transcript has 3 exons. Lineage: Eukaryota; Viridiplantae; Streptophyta; Magnoliopsida; Malvales; Malvaceae. The record is from RefSeq and is a predicted model, not a curated record.